This is a messenger RNA of Pseudonaja textilis, 1508 nucleotides long. RefSeq names its product glycoprotein A33 (gene GPA33). The record is from RefSeq and is a predicted model, not a curated record. Lineage: Eukaryota; Metazoa; Chordata; Lepidosauria; Squamata; Elapidae. Gene Ontology annotation, cellular component: plasma membrane.
GUGGAAAAAAUCUAGGGCGGAAAUUGAGACACAGUGCAAACUACAACUAGGAGGCAAUUACCUUUUUCUUACUUUCUUACUUUCAGCAUUGGAUAGCACUUUCAUUAAUACCUGCAUUCUUGACAAUUUGAAGAAAAGACUAGAGAAAGCGGAGAAGCCACUAUGAAAGCAAACAGCGGGGGUCCCCUCCUUAUUAUCAGUGCAGUAGUAGCAGCUGUUCAUGCGAUUUCAGUAUCAGGACCUUCAAAGGCAGUGCAAGCGAUAAGAGGAGAGAAUGCCACCCUACCAUGCAACUUUGAAAGUACUUCUGCAGAAACAAAAGGUUUUGUCUCUUGGAGGGGAAAGUCAUUGGGAAGUGGCUAUACGGGAGAAUUUACUAGGAAGAUGUUUGAUGGUACUGAACAGUUUAUACCAGAUUACCAAGAUCGUUUAAGAUUCUCUAACAAUUUCAAAAAUGGUGAUGCUGGAAUUACCCUUGAUCGGGUGACCAUGCAAGACAAUGGAACUUAUGAAUGCUUAGUUGAGAUAAGAAAUGUAUUCCCAUCAAAAAGCGUCGACAUAGAACUUUUGGUUCUCGUGCGUCCAUCCGAUCCAGCAUGCGAAAUUAUUGGGAACCAAGUAUAUGGUCAAAAUAUUAACCUCACUUGCAAUUCUGAUGAAGGAUCCCCAGAACCUAAAUAUACCUGGCAAAGUUAUGAUAUACAGAACAAAAGCCGGCCACUUCAAGGAAUAGCUGUAGGAGGAUUGCUGAUGCUGAAAAAUGUUUCUAUAAACACAACCGGAUAUUAUAUCUGCCUUUCCAAAAACACUGUUGGCGAGAACAGAUGUAAUCUCACGGUUGCUAUUCAACCUCCAUCCAUGAACAUUGCUCUUUAUGCUGGAAUCAUUGGUGGGAUCCUUGCUGCUGUCAUUAUUAUAAGUGUUUUGGUUUAUUGUUGUUGCUGUAGGAAAUCAAAGAAUAAGGACUAUGAGGCAACGGAGACAGAAAAUACAUUCCAACCUAUACAUGAGAAUGUUAAAAUCCGGGGACCUUCUACAGAAGAGAUUGAAGAUGAAGACAAAGGUGAACGAAGGCCCCAUGCGUAAUUUGUGUUUCAGUUGUCUCGAAGAAAACACUUCCAAAUUCUUCUUUCCAAACUGAAGAUAAAAAAUGAUUUAUAAUCAAUAUUACUUGUUAUUCAACAAAUGGGACUUUAAUAUAUGCAUUAGGAGUAGGAUGAAAUAGAGGAUGAAUAACCAUAUAAAAGAUACAGAAGAAGGAUAAGAAGGAGGCACAAAGCUGAAAUAAAAGGUACAUCAAUUUCCGGGAUGCUUCUCAUAUGCUUGCUAGAAAGAAAAGAAAAAAAAAACCCUUGGGAAAUUUUAUCUUAUAUCAUGCAUUUUAUGCAAAUACUUUAUGAAGCAGAUGAAAAUUCUUCAACAUUGAUCUUUUCUGCUGCAUUUGGAAAACAGAAGCAAAAUUAAACUCAUCUCAGUUGCUGUGGAAUGCUUUUAUAGUGUAAGACAAA